UUCGCGUCUAGAACCACCGUACCCCCCUUACGGCGGUCCUCCUCAGGGUCCUCCAAUGCAUCAGGGACCUCCCCACGGAGGACCCCACGGAGCUCCGCCUUACCCUCCGUACCCUCAGCAGGGCUUCCAGAAUCCCCCGUACCCCAACGGCGGCGGUCAUCCUCAGCAAUUCGGCUAUCCUCCUGGCCCGCCCCAACAGGGUCACCCUCCUCACGGUGGCUCGCCUUAUCCUCCCUACCCCAGUUCUCAGGGCGGUCAUGGAUUUCCUCCCGGUCCUCCGCAGGGACCUCCCCAAGGCCAUCAUCCAGGAUAUCCCCAUGGAGCACCACCUAUGUCCGGUGCCCAUGGACAGCACCCCUACCCAUCUCCGUCGUUCCCAUCACAAGCUCAGUUCCCCAGCCAGCCAGCUAUUCCGUCGCUGGGAUACACACCCGGACAGGUCGCCCCCGGCGAGUUCCGUCCUCAGGCAGACGCACUCCGCAAGUCCAUGAAGGGAUUCGGCACCGACGAGAAGGCCCUCAUCAACACGAUCAGUAAGCUGGAUCCGCUGCAAAUGGCCGCCGUCCGCAAGACAUACACCGAGCACAUCCGCCGCGAUCUCUACAAGGACGUCAAGUCCGAAACCAGCGGGUAUCUGCGCCAGGGCCUGCUGGCUGUCAUUGACGGUCCGCUGGCACAUGACGUCGCCUGUGUCCGGGAAGCAGUUGACGGUGUCGGCACGAAGGAGUGGAUGCUCAACGACGUCCUGCUGGGUCGGUCCAAUGCCGACCUCCAUGCCAUUAUGUCCGCGUACCAGCGCACCUACAACCGCUCUCUACAGAAAGACGUGGAGGGCGAUCUGUCUUUCCAAACGCUGGGUCUGUUCAAGACGGUCCUCCGCUGCCAGCGCCACGAGGAGUCCAUGCCUCUUGACCCCCGUAUGAUUGAAGAAGAAGCCAAGUCCAUUCAUUCCGCGACCGCCGGCCGAAUGACCAACAAUGUCGAAGAGGUCUGCGGCAUUUUCGCUCGGUCGUCGGACGAGGAGCUCCGCGCCAUCAACCAGGCCUACAGCCAGCGGUACAACACGCCCUUGGAGAAGCAUAUUCAGAAAGAAUUCUCGGGUCAUAUGAAAGAUGCCCUAAUGCAUAUCCUGCAGGGCGCCUUGGAUCCGGCCAUGCGUGAUGCGGUCGCGCUGGAAGACUGCAUGAAGGGCAUGGGCACCAAGGACGAGAAGCUGGUGGUGCGUGCUGUGCGAGUGCAUUGGAACCGGGCGCAUCUUGAUCAGGUCCGAAGGGCUUAUCAGCACAAGUUCCAGAAGGCUUUGGUCGAUCGGGUGAGGGGCGAGACUAGUGGGGAUUACCAGCGCUUGAUGGUUGGUCUGCUGGAGUAGAUUCACGGCACCCCGAUGACCUCAUUCUCUUUUUUUUUUUUU
This is a messenger RNA of Aspergillus steynii IBT 23096, 1411 nucleotides long. Its product is annotated as annexin. Gene Ontology annotation, molecular function: calcium-dependent phospholipid binding; calcium ion binding. NCBI's taxonomy places the organism in Eukaryota, Fungi, Ascomycota, Eurotiomycetes, Eurotiales, Aspergillaceae. Bases 56 to 1369 code for a protein of 437 amino acids. The transcript has a single exon. Gene Ontology annotation, cellular component: cytoplasm. The record is from RefSeq and is a predicted model, not a curated record.